This is a messenger RNA of Calliphora vicina (urban bluebottle blowfly), 1036 nucleotides long. RefSeq names its product gamma-secretase subunit Aph-1 (gene aph-1). Gene Ontology annotation, cellular component: membrane; gamma-secretase complex; endoplasmic reticulum. Lineage: Eukaryota; Metazoa; Arthropoda; Insecta; Diptera; Calliphoridae. The transcript has 2 exons. Gene Ontology annotation, molecular function: protein-macromolecule adaptor activity. The coding region runs from base 116 to 835 and encodes 239 amino acids. Gene Ontology annotation, biological process: positive regulation of catalytic activity; Notch receptor processing; Notch signaling pathway. The record is from RefSeq and is a predicted model, not a curated record.
CUGUUUUCUUCUUCUUUGUUGUGUUGACUAAUUUUUUUGUUUUGUGUAGUAAAUCAAAUAUUGCAACAAUUUACACUUCUUUUAACUUCGAUAGCAUAUAAUUUUCCAAAAAACUAUGACUUUACCGGAGUUUUUUGGUUGUUCCAUGAUAGCAUUUGGACCACCACUUGCAUUGUUCAUAUUUACAAUUGCUAAAAAUCCCAUACGUGUUAUUAUACUUGUAGUGGCGGCAUUCUUUUGGCUGUUGUCUUUGUUAACAUCCUCCCUCUUUUGGUAUGUGGUCUUACCAUUGCGACAUAUUUUGGCAUUUGGAACGGUUUUCUCCGUAUUGUUUCAAGAAUAUUUUCGUUAUUUGCUAUAUUUAUUGUUGAGAAAAUUCGAAGAAGGUCUGGAGGCAGUUGCUGAUGAUAGAAGACUUUUAGAAAAUAAACACAUAUUAGCAUAUGUAUCAGGUUUUGGAUUCGGUAUUAUUUCCGCCAUGUUUGCUUUGGUCAAUGUAUUGGCGGAUUUGACUGGACCAGGCACCUUAGGUCUAAAUGGAGGCACUGAAAGUUUCUUUAUGGUUUCAGCUGCUCAAGCUUUAUCCAUAUGUUUACUGCACGUCUUUUGGAGUGUGAUUUUCUUUAAUGCAUUCGAUACCACCAACUAUGUACAUAUUGUUUAUGUUGUGGGUUCCCAUUUGUUCGUCAGCCUGAUCACUUUACUUAAUACUCAACAACUAUAUGCUGCCUCCCUAUCAAUUAACUUCACAAUAACUAUAGUUACUGCUGUUUUGGCAUUCCGUGUGGCUGGUGGCACAAUACGUUCCUUUAAACGUUUUAUUACCUGCCAAUAAUGCAUUGUAAUCAAUAAACAAAAAAGACUAACUCCUCAUAAUCCUCCUCUAUUCUCCAAAAGACACAGAAUUUAAGCCCUCUAAUUUAGUAUUAAGUCAAAGAUCAUAAUGAAUGUAUUUGGAAUUUAACAUUGAUAUUGACAUUAUAAUUAUUAUAAUUUGUAUUAGUAAUAAAAUCUAUACCUAAAUUAAUAUAAUAAA